Molecule: messenger RNA, 2717 nt
Organism: Monomorium pharaonis (pharaoh ant)
Lineage: Eukaryota; Metazoa; Arthropoda; Insecta; Hymenoptera; Formicidae
Product: glyoxylate reductase/hydroxypyruvate reductase
Exons: 7
Coding region: 1596-2576 (326 amino acids)
Cellular component (GO): cytosol
Molecular function (GO): hydroxypyruvate reductase (NADH) activity; hydroxypyruvate reductase [NAD(P)H] activity; NAD binding
Source: RefSeq, a predicted model, not a curated record
CGCAUUCGCCUUCGGUGCAUACAUAUCUUUCAUUUGCGAGAAAUUAGCCGAAUCACCGCAGUUGCAUAAAUAUCUAUUGUUACCUGUGCGUCGAAGUGUGGUCCUUGAGAUAUAUAAAUAUUUCUGUUGCGCCUCAUUCUUCGUUGAUAAGCAGGUGCGAUAGGCGCUUGCGAUUUAAUAUUAUUCUACACUGCCGAUAAAGCAUGUCUUUCAAUAGGCAGAUAGGCAACCCGACUUACUGAUGUGUAGGUUUAAGCAAUGAUGUUUAAGCAAGUAAUAAUAAAAAACAAACUAAAAAGGUAAUUAGGUAAACUCAUAUUUCAAGAUCGUCUCAAAUAAUGUCUUAAGAUGCGGUAUGAUUGAUCCACCUUAAAAUUAUCCUUAAGACGAUCUUAAAUAUAAGAACAAACUAUAAAUGCCAGCCUAAAUAAACAAUUUAGUUUAUAGAUCUUAGGAAAUGCAUAAGCUUUCUGCAGUAAAUCUUUUUAUACGUAAACGUAAAUCUUUUUUACGUAAUGUUUUAUUGCUUUUAUUUUACGAGCAAAUUAAGUACAUUUUUUAUAAAGGUAUUAGUCGAAUUCUUUUUACGUUAUAUAUAAUUAUAUAGGAAAAAUUGUUUACUAAAAUGUAACUAUGUACAUAUCUUCAAUGACAUAUCUUAUCGUGUUAUGUUAUCUUUGUCUUGUUAUCAGGCAUGAACUGGCUUGUGCUAACGCAAGUAAUCGAGGUUUUAGUUCGAACAAUACAUGAGGCAUGAUAAGUAGUUUUGCUAAGUAUUCGAUUAUCAGAAAGUAGUUUAUACAAAUGAUAAUACCCUACAUCGCUGUGUUCGUUAAUAGAUCGUUUAAUAGACCGUUGUCUAUUAAAUUUUUUUAUCCGAUUGAAAAUUAGUGUGAAUCUUCGAAAUUUUAAUUAACAGAAGGCUUUUUGCAAUUUCAAUUUUAUUAUUAGAAGAAAUAUAUUUUGAAAUACAAUUCACCUAGAAAUAGCAACACGUCUGUAUUGUUACUGACAUGUUCAAUGCAUCAUAAUAUGUAUUACUAUUGCAACAACUGAGUUUAUUGGCAAAUUAAUGCCAUUACAAUAUUACAAUUUUGGAUAGUAAUUUGUCAGCAACUUAGAAAUCGUCAUUAUCAACAUUCGUGCUAUUACCUCGUAACACGAGAGAACUUUAAUAAGCCAUACUAGUGGAACGCUUCACGAUUUUGCGUGUAAUCCUUGCGCAGGGGCUAUGCUAAUCUUCUCUGUAUCGUUCCAAUUUUAGUAUAUAAACUGCCGAAGCAAGUACAAUAAGUUAUAUUAGUAUUAUCUUAAGUAUUAUCUGCAUGUAAUAUUAUCUUAAAACAUUGUUUAAGACAGCCUUAAAAUAAAAUUCGAUUAUAAAUAUCAACUAUAGACUUUCUCAGCACUUCUAAAAAAUAUUUAUGUAACAAAUUAAAAACAUUUUUUUUUAAUUAUAACAAUAAUUUUGGAAACACUCUAAAUUAAUUUUACAUAGAAUUUUGAAAAAUGAUGUUAACAAUUUUAAGGAAACUUUACUGAGGAUCUUGACAAAUCAGUUUCUUUUUAUUUCUAUUUCUUUAUUAAAUAGCGCGAUGAAUUCAGCCUUACCGCGUGUUUUGGUGAUUAGUACUGAAGUACCUGUUGUCAGUAUUAAUUUGCUUCGCACAAAAUGCAACGUCAUUAUGAUACCGGCGGGAAGUAGUCGAGAACAAGUAUUGCAAGCUCUUCCUGGACAUGACGCUAUAUUGCUCGCUCGCGAUCGCUGUCGCCUCGCUAACCGUCAUAUUGUCAACACAGAAUUUCUAAACAUCGCAGGACCAAAUUUAAAAGUUGUCCUGACAAUGUCAGCAGGUUACGAUCAUUUAGAUGUUCCAGAAAUUAAAAGGAGAGGAAUUAAAGUCGGACAUACGCCUGUGCAGUCCGCUGCAGUUGCGGAAAUCGCAGUGCUCUUGCUGCUGUCCGCGGCGAGACGCGCUCAUGAGAGUCGCAUGAUGGUGAAAGAAGGUAACUCAAAAUCUGGACUGCAGUGGUUAUUGGGACAAGAUUUACGAGGUUCUACAGUCGGCAUUUUUGGUUUAGGAAAUAUUGGUCAAGAAACAGUUAAAAGAUUAAUGGGAUUUGGAGUAAAACGCUUUAUUUAUACCGGACAUUCGCGCAAAAAAGCAGGUGAUGAACUUGGAGCAACGUUUGUAUCUCUGGAUGAGCUUCUGGAGCAAAGUGAUUUUCUUGUGAUUACGGCGUCUCUGACUAACGAAACUCAAGGAGUUUUCAACGAUAGCGUUUUUGACAAGAUGAAGAAAACGGCCGUCUUGGUGAAUGUAUCUCGUGGUCAAAUUAUCAAUACUGAUUCACUUGUGAGAGCUCUGCGCAAUAAAAAGAUAUUCGCUGCUGGUCUAGACGUCACGGACCCAGAACCGCUGCCAUCAGAACACGAACUUCUAAAACUAUUUAAUGUCGAAAUUAUGCCACACGUAGGCAGCGCGACGAUCAAAACCUUCAACGAUAUGUCGAUUUGCGCAGCGCAAAGUAUACUUAACGGUCUUGAGGGCAAACCUUUGAUUUAUCCUCUAUAAUAAUCAAUAUUUCUUACAUAUGCGUGUGCAAUUCCUUACAUUUAUUUUACUUAUUUAAAAAUGUUAUUACAAACAAUUAUUUAUUCACGCACAAUUAAUAAAAUCCUUUUUGAUUCUUCUGCUUUUUGCAAAGGUUAUAAA